Molecule: messenger RNA, 736 nt
Organism: Cottoperca gobio
Lineage: Eukaryota; Metazoa; Chordata; Actinopteri; Perciformes; Bovichtidae
Gene: ube2na
Product: ubiquitin-conjugating enzyme E2Na
Exons: 4
Coding region: 110-574 (154 amino acids)
Source: RefSeq, a predicted model, not a curated record
AUCAGCCACAUCCACUGUCAUGACGCAGUGAACCCGGAAGACGUGUGUUUGCUGUCAAUGCCAACGACAGAGGAGGCACAGAGAGCUAAAACCCCGCAUUUAAGACAAGAUGGCAGGACUGCCCCGCAGGAUCCUUAAGGAAACUCAACGUUUGAUUGCAGAGCCUGUCCCAGGCAUCAGGGCAGAGCCAGAUGAAGGCAACGCCCGCUACUUUCAUGUGGUCAUUUCUGGACCUCAGGACUCACCUUUUGAGGGCGGCACAUUUAAACUGGAGCUCUUUUUACCAGAAGAAUAUCCCAUGGCGGCUCCUAAAGUACGCUUCAUGACCAAAAUAUAUCAUCCCAAUGUAGACAAGUUGGGGAGAAUAUGUCUAGACAUUUUGAAAGAUAAAUGGUCACCAGCUCUGCAGAUUCGCACAGUGUUGCUAUCAAUCCAGGCAUUACUAAGUGCACCCAACCCUGAUGAUCCUCUUGCAAAUGACGUUGCAGAGAAGUGGAAGUCCAAUGAAGUUGAAGCCAUAGAAACAGCCAAGUCAUGGACCAGACUUUAUGCUGGAAGAAAUGAAAUGAAAUGAAGUGUAGAGCAGCCCAACAAGUGGAAAUCAAGUGUGAACACAACUCCUCAUGUUCUGCCUCUUCCUACUUUAUUUACAUUUAAAGGACACAGUCUUAAAUAUAUAUAUAUAUAUAUAUAAAUAUAUAUAUUGCAAAAUAAACGUGAAUAUAUUGUAAAGGAA